Messenger RNA from Penicillium vulpinum, 492 nucleotides. Its product is annotated as hydrophobin family protein. Gene Ontology annotation, molecular function: structural constituent of cell wall. The transcript has 2 exons. Bases 1 to 492 code for a protein of 163 amino acids. Gene Ontology annotation, cellular component: fungal-type cell wall. The record is from RefSeq and is a predicted model, not a curated record. Lineage: Eukaryota; Fungi; Ascomycota; Eurotiomycetes; Eurotiales; Aspergillaceae.
AUGCAGUUCUCUCUCUCCGCUAUCGUUCUCGGCCUCGCUGCCACUGCCUACGCUCUUCCCCCUGCCGCCGCUGUCGGUGGGACCGGUACUGCCAACGGUAUUGCCAACAAGGGCAACACCGACGUUCGCUUCCCUGUCCCUGACAACAUGACUGUCAAGCAGGCUCAGGCCAAGUGUGGUGACCAGGCCCAGCUGUCUUGCUGCAACAAGGCCGUCUAUGCCGGUGACACCACCGAUAUCAACUCCGGUAUCCUCGGCGGUACCCUCAGCAACCUGAUCGGUUCCGGAUCCGGUGCCUCUGGCCUUGGUCUCUUCGACCAGUGCUCCAAGCUGGAUCUUGCCAUCCCUAUCCUCAUUGGUAUCCCCAUCCAGGAUCUCAUCAACCAGAAGUGCAAGCAGAACAUUGCCUGUUGCCAGAACUCUCCUUCCAGCGCCAACUCCGACCUCGUCGGUGUCGGCCUCCCCUGCAUUGCCCUUGGCUCCAUCAUCUAA